Molecule: messenger RNA, 2527 nt
Organism: Geodia barretti
Lineage: Eukaryota; Metazoa; Porifera; Demospongiae; Tetractinellida; Geodiidae
Source: the annotation of a GenBank genome assembly
CGCGUGAAUCCUAUCCAGUGAAGACAAAACACUGGGUGUUUUUCCUCCUUGAGCUGCCGCCAUGAUGUUGCGCUGUGUGGCAAGAAGAUCGUCUAGCUGGGUCAGAGCAACUGCUCGGCAUAGGCUGUACAGCACGUCGAUGGCCAAAAAUGAGCCUCCUCCACAAGUGGAGGUGUUUAUUGACGACCGGAGAGUCCUUGUGGAUCCAGGGAACGACCAUUCUGCAGGCCUGCGCGACUCUGGGAAUAGACAUACCUCACUACUGCUACCACGACCGUCUCUCUAUCGCUGGGAACUGUCGAAUGUGCCUCGUGGAGGUUGAAAAGAUGCCUAAACCUCAGGCAGCAUGUGCCAUGCCCGUCAUGCCAGGAAUGAGAGUCAAAACUUUCUCCGAAGCCACAAGGAAAGCUAGGGAAGGCGUGAUGGAGUUUCUGCUGGUGAAUCAUCCACUAGACUGCCCCAUAUGUGACCAGGCUGGAGAGUGUGAUCUUCAGGACCAGUCAAUGGCCCAUGGAAGCGAUAAAAGCAGAUUUGUUGACAUGGACUAUGGUGGAAAGAGAGCUGUGGAAGACAAGAACAUAGGUCCUCUGGUGAAGACGAUAAUGACCCGUUGUAUUCACUGUACACGAUGUAUCAGGUUUGGGAACGAGGUGGCAGGAGUAGAGGAUCUGGGGACGACGGGCCGCGGGGAGCACAUGCAGGUCGGGACCUACAUCGAGAAGAUGUUCCAUUCAGAGCUCUCCGGCAACGUCAUUGAUCUGUGCCCUGUAGGAGCACUCACAUCGAAGCCCUAUGCCUUCACGGCCCGACCGUGGGAACUCCGUCGCACCGAGUCAGUGGACGUUCUGGACGCAGUCGGGAGCAACAUCGUGGUGAACACUCGCAGCGGAGAGAUCAUGAGGAUUCUCCCUGCUCUCAACGAAGACGUCAACGAAGAGUGGAUAUCAGAUAAGACCAGGUUUGCCUAUGAUGGUCUGAAGACCCAGAGAUUGACAGCUCCAAUGGUCAAGGACAGUGCUGGGAAACUGCAGCAGUGCUCUUGGGAAGAUGCUCUCACUGAGGCUGGCAGGAAGUUGACUGAGACAUCGCCAGAUGGAGUGGCAGCCAUUGCAGGUCCACUGGCAGACGUGGAGUCUCUGGUGGUCCUAAAAGACCUCCUCAAUUCCCUGGGAUGUGAGAAUGUCUUCACUUCCAAUGCCUUCCCCAGCUCGGGCCCUGGGACUGACCUUCGCUCCAGUUACCUCCUCAACACCUCCAUCAGUGGGAUCGAGGAGGCAGACUUGUUGCUGCUUGUGGGGACAAAUCCACGAUAUGAGGCGCCUCUCGUCAACACCAGAAUCAGAAAGAGCUAUAUCCACAACGACUUGAAAGUGGCUCUAAUUGGACCCAAACUUGACCUGACUUAUGAGUAUCAGCAUCUUGGAGACAGUGCUGCAGUUCUGGCCCAAGUUGCAAGUGGGAAACACCCAUUCAGCAAAGAGUUUUCCGGGGCAGCUAACCCAAUGGUGAUUGUGGGGAGUGACGUGCUGCAGAGAACUGAUGCCGAUGCCAUCUACAGUGCCGUCGUAUCCAUUGCCAGCUCGGGAGCCAAGUUGGCCGACAAGGACUGGAAGACUCUCAACGUUCUACACAGAGCUGCCAGCCAGGUUGGAGCACUGGAUGUGGGAUACAAGGCCGGGAUCACCAAAGAGGGACUGAAGGGAAUCAAGUUUCUCUAUCUUUUGGGGGAGGAUUCCGGGGAGUUGUCACGUGAAGACCUCCCACCCGAUUGCUUCGUUGUCUAUCAAGGUCACCAUGGAGACCGAGGAGCCUACUUGGCAGACGUGGUCCUACCUGGAGCUGCGUACACUGAGAAGAAUGGGACAUACGUCAACACAGAGGGGCGGGUUCAGCAAACUAGGUAACACAGGGAAUUUUAUUUGUCUACGAGAUUCGACCUUGUGCUAGCGUAUUUAGUGGUUUUUUGCUACAUUAUUUGCUGCAGAGUGGCUGUAACCCCUCCUGGCAUGGCUCGUGAAGACUGGAAGAUUCUGAGGGCUUUAUCUGAGGUUCAGCAUACACUACCCUACAAUCGUGCAUCUCUACUGCAACUAAACACAUUCUCCCACAGAUUGCAGGGUACACUCUCCCCUAUGAUGAGCUGACAGAGCUGAAAGAGAGGCUGAGUGAGGUAGCCCCUCACCUGAUUAGAUACGACAACAUCGAACCAGCAAACUUCUUUUCCCUGACUGAAAAACUGAUGAAGUCUACUAAGGCAAGUCUAGGGGCUGGUCCACUGAAUGUAAAUCUUCAGAGCCUGGAAGACUUCUAUAUGACUGACUCGAUCAGUCGAGCUUCGCAGACCAUGGCCCGCUGUGUGGCUGCAGUCAAGGCAGACAAGGCUAAGAACACCAGCUGAGACUCACCAUUGAUUUGUACAUAAACACAUAGUGUAUGUAUGUACCACUCAUCGUGUAGGUUCGUGUGACCUUAUUUAUGUCUAUAUCGUGAGAGAGUGGAAACGAAAGCUAUUGCAGUUGGUACGUAC